This is a messenger RNA of Lingula anatina, 2562 nucleotides long. RefSeq names its product peroxisomal acyl-coenzyme A oxidase 1. NCBI's taxonomy places the organism in Eukaryota, Metazoa, Brachiopoda, Lingulata, Lingulida, Lingulidae. Gene Ontology annotation, cellular component: peroxisome. Gene Ontology annotation, molecular function: FAD binding; fatty acid binding; acyl-CoA oxidase activity. The record is from RefSeq and is a predicted model, not a curated record. Gene Ontology annotation, biological process: lipid homeostasis; fatty acid beta-oxidation using acyl-CoA oxidase.
AUUUAAGAAAAUUGAAAUGGUUUGUUGAUGAAAUUUGAUGCAGACUACUUUUACUGUAUCAUAAGAAAUAAGUCUGGGACAUUUGAUUUGUUGAUGUUAGGCAUGCAAAAUGAAUAUGAAAUCUUGACUUGAUUUCAUAUAUAAAAAAGUGAAAAAGUUGAUAUAUUUAUUCUGGGAAAGUUUAUUGGAAUUCAGUUUUAUUGAAAUUUGGUAUGAGGCAUGUGAUCAUUGACUCAAUCAACACUUCCAUUAAAAAAUAUAUGGUCUUAAAACAGUCCCUAAGCAUCCCUUUUGUGGUCUUUGGUGAUAUGUUCCCAAUAUUUAAAUUGUUAAAAUGCAAUUAUAAUCACAGUAUUUCUCAUUGAGUUUGUGCUUGUAAAUGUUGUGUUUGUCUUACAGCAUGCUAGGCUACCGACCCCCCUUAAUUGAGAGCUUGUUUUAGCUCUCAUGUUUGCUACACCUAAAGCUAAAUACAUCUAGAUUUACUUUUAAUGAACCGGGCCAUCAAAAAUCGAUGUCAAUAUCAAACUAAGAAUGCAGGCCGAAAAGUUAAAAAAAGAAAUUAUUCUUGUUAAUGCUUAUAUACAUUGAGGGAAGGAGUGUGCUUUCUUAUCCACAGAGGUGCAAUGCCCCAUGAAAGUUCUCCAAUAGGCCUUCACACAACUAUGUUUAUCCCAGCAAUUGCAGGACAGGGCAGUGACAAACAGAGGAGAAAAUGGCUGCCAUUAUGUGAAAGUUACAGAAUAGUUGGAACCUAUGCUCAGACUGAGGUGGGGCAUGGUACAUUUGUGAGGGGUCUGGAAACUACUGCCACCUAUGAUCCCCAAACCGAGCAGUUUAUUAUCAAUAGCCCUACUCUGACUUCUACCAAAUGGUGGCCUGGAAAUUUGGGAAAAACCACCAACCAUGCCGUAGUCUUGGCCCAACUGUAUACGGGUGGCAAGUGUCAUGGUAUUCAUGCCUUCAUUGUCCAACACAGAGACAUGGAAACCCACCAGCCAUUGCCAGGCGUUGAGGUGGGAGAUAUUGGCCCUAAGUUUGGCUAUGAGGCAGUGGACAACGGUUUCUUACGUUAUCACAAUGUCCGCAUACCACGGGACAACAUGCUGAUGAGAUAUUCUGAGGUAACCAAAGAUGGUCGCUACAUAAGAAAGGCCAAUGAGAAGCUGACUUAUGGCACCAUGGUUUUUGUACGAUCUGCAAUUGUAAGUACUGCAGCAAAGAACCUGGGGGAGGCCUGCACGAUUGCUAUAAGAUACAGUGCAGUGCGGAGACAGUCGGAGAUGAAGCCCGGAGAACCAGAGCCACAGGUAUUGGACUACCAAACCCAGCAACACAAGUUAUUUCCCUUGCUGGCCACCAGCUAUGCCUACUGGUUUGCUGGUCGCUCCAUGAGGGAGACCUACCUGGAUAUUCAGGGCCAGAUCAUGGCUGGGGAUUUUAAGAGGUUACCAGAGCUUCAUGCUCUGUCAGCAGGACUGAAGGCAAUGAGCACCUGGGCAACCAAUGAAGGUAUCGAGACCUGUCGACUGUCAUGCGGUGGCCAUGGCUAUUCCCACGCCAGUGGACUGCCCAAGAUCUAUGUGGAUGCAACACCAGCGUGUACCUACGAGGGAGAGAAUACAGUGAUGAUGCUACAGACAGCAAGAUAUUUAAUGAAAGCGUGUGGACAAGCAGCCCAGGGGAAUGAGUUGCCAGGUUUUGUGGCGUACUUGAAUCAGAAAGGAGUGGACAGGUGCAUGAUUGGGGAUGACCUUAGUUUGGUCAGUCUGGUCUCUGCAUACCAACACAGGGCUAGAAGGUUAAUUGGUAAAGCUGCCCUGCAAAUGAAGGCCCACAUGGAGAGAGGCCAGCCCCAGGAGGUGGCCUGGAACCUGGCCUCUGUCCAGUUAGUCCACUGUGCCAAGGCCCAUGUCCAGUGUUAUGUGCUGAAGAACUUUGUGGAUUCCAUUGAACAAUACGGCCACCAUGAGGAUGUUGCCAGGGUGUUAACUCAGCUGUGUCAGCUGUUUGCUGUGGAUGGUAUCCUGAAUAAUGCUGGAGACUUUUUACAGGGUGGCUUCAUGUCAUAUGACCAACUGGACAAUAUGACCGCCAAAUUGCUGGACCUUUUGGCCGCCAUCAGGCCAAACGCCGUGGCUCUGGUGGAUGCAUUUGACUUCAGUGAUCACCUCCUUCAGAGUGUGCUGGGCCGCUAUGAUGGAAAUGUCUAUGAGAAUAUGCUAGAAUGGGCCAAGUCUUCCCCACUGAAUGACACACAGGUUCAUGAUUCAUACUACCAGUACAUGCAGCCAUUCCUGAAGGAAAUGCACAAGUCAAAGUUGUAAGGUUUCUCAGGAAAUCCCCCUGCCUUUCCAUACAUUCCAAGUGGGACUUCCAAGUUGGGGAUUAAUCCUCAGAGACUUUCUAAGUCACCAUUAACAAUAAACUAGGUUUAGCCCUUUUCCACUCAUUUUGGUGCUUUCCUCAGUGCUUUAGAAGAAGUGCAUUUCUGUCACAAUGAAGAACUUUAUUUUUUUUUUUUUGCUGAGAAAGAUGGAUGAGGAAAUGAGGCUUAAAUAA